AUGUCUGUGACUCAGUUGUUCGCCAAGGAUGAUAAUCUGGAGCUGAAGAGGGCUAGAAUGGAUAUUCAACCUGCAAUAAGUUUUUUGAAUGAGGAUAAGAUUAGGACCAUACAGCCCCAUGAUGAUGCUUUGGUGGUCACGCUCAGGAUUGGUGGAUAUGAUGUGAAGAGGGUGAUGGUGGACCAAGGCAGUGGUGCUGAAAUUAUGUACCCUAACUUAUACAAAAGGCUGAAUUUAAGACCCGAGGACUUGACGGCCUACAAUUCUCCUUUGGUGAGUUUUGAUGGGAAGGUAGUCAUUUCGAGGGGUCAGAUAAGACUACCCGUGCAAGCUAGUUCAGAAGUGGUGGAAGUAAACUUCAUCGUGGUGGAUGCUUAUUCCCUCUACACGGCCAUUGUAGCCAGACCCUGGCUUCAUGCCCUGGAGGCCGCCUCUUCCACUCUGUACCAGAAGGUGAAAUAUCCAUUGAGGGAUCACAUUGAAGAAAUCGUGGGGAGUCAAUCCACAGCUAGGCAAUGCCUAGUGGCUGCCAUCUUACAUCAACUUGAAACUGAGUCCUCGACCUCUACUGGAGCGGGCUUGUAG
Quercus lobata is the source of this 585-nucleotide messenger RNA. RefSeq lists its product as uncharacterized. The record is from RefSeq and is a predicted model, not a curated record. Lineage: Eukaryota; Viridiplantae; Streptophyta; Magnoliopsida; Fagales; Fagaceae. The transcript has a single exon. The coding region runs from base 1 to 585 and encodes 194 amino acids.